GAGAGAAAGUAAGAAUUUUAACAAUCUCUUUAAAUGAUGUUCUGAAAAAAAAAAGUUCUAGUCUAAUAAUGACUGUGAGGAAGUUCAUGCUAUUAAUAACUACUCUCAGUGGUACUUAGUUUUUUUCUUUUAGAAAAGACAGCAAAGCUCCCGCCUUUCCCCCAGGGACAGUAACUGCUAUAUAAAACCUGAUGCUCUUUCUUUUCUUUACUCUGACUAAAGCUGCUGGACCAAUGUCAAGCUGAUCUCGUGGGUUUUUGAUGCCCAGCUUUCCUCCAGUGAGAACCUUCCAUCCCACUUUGGAUCAAAAGACCAAAAAUGAUAUUCCACGUGCGGGGAUUGUACAGAUCAUUCCUUAUCCUCUUUCACCUGUUCAUAUUGUACAAACUUCCCAGAGCUAGAUGGUUUCCCAAAACCUUGCCUUGUAAUGUGACUCAGAACAUUAUGGAAGCCAGUGUGAUGGUAAAUUGCACAGAAAAACAUCUCACAGAAAUCCCAAAUGGAAUUCCUUCCAAUACAACCAACCUGACCCUCACCAUCAAUCACAUCCCCAAAAUUUCCCCAAACUCCUUUGCUGGUCUGAAAAAUCUGGUAGAAAUUGAUUUCCGAUGCAAUUGUGUUCCUGUCCGACUAGGACCAAAAGACCGCAUCUGCACCAAGAGGCCAAAUAUCGACUCUGGCAGCUUUAGAAAUCUCACUAAAUUGAAGUCACUGUACCUGGACGCAAAUCAACUCUCUGAAAUACCUUUGGACCUUCCUUCAAGUUUGCAGUUGCUGAGUCUUGAAGCAAACCACAUCUUUUCCAUCACCAGAGAGAAUCUUACUGACUUAGUCAACCUAGAAAUACUCUAUCUGGGCCAAAAUUGUUAUUUCCGUAAUCCUUGCAAUGAUUCUUUUUCUAUAGAAAAAGAUGCCUUCCAGAGCUUGAGGAAUUUAACAUUAUUAUCUCUAAAGGCUAACAAUUUAACUGCUGUUCCUACUGUUUUGCCUUCCAGUUUAACAGAGCUCUACCUUCAUAACAAUAAUAUCCAAAGAUUUAAAAAGGAUGAUUUCCACAACCUCUACCAAUUACAAAUUCUCGACUUAAGUGGAAAUUGCCCUCGUUGUUUCAAUGUUCCAUUUCCUUGUAUCCCUUGUCCAAACAAUAGUCCAUUAGUGAUCCAUGGAGGUGCUUUUGAUUCCUUAAGUGAAUUAAAAAUUUUGCGUCUCCAUAGCAAUUCACUCCAACAUAUACCCAAGAGUUGGUUUAAAAACACUAAAAAACUUGAAGAACUUGACCUUUCCCAAAACUUUCUGGCCAAAGAAAUUGGAGAAGCCAAGUUUUUGAAUUCUCUUGUCAAUCUUAAAGGCCUGGAUUUGUCUUUCAAUUAUGAACCACAGGUCUACCGGGCUUAUUUAAACUUGUCAAACACAUUUGCUUCACUGAAAAAUCUGAAAAUCUUGCGGCUCAAAGGGUAUGUCUUUAAGGAACUGCAAAGCACCCAUCUCUUUUACUUAAAGAAUCUCUCACAGCUUGAAGUAUUAGAUCUUGGUACUAACUUUAUCAAAAUUGCUGACCUGAGUGUGUUCAAAAACUUCCCAGCCCUGAAGAACAUUGAUCUUUCUGUUAAUAAAAUAUCUCCUAGAGAAUCAAGUCAAAAUGGAUUUUGUUCCAUGGCCAGGACUUCUACAGAGUUUCAAACUUCAUUUGAAAACAUUCAUUAUUUUAGAUAUGAUGAGUUUGCCCGAAGAUGCAAAUUUAAAAGCAAAGAGGAGCCUUUUCUCCCACUGCUCAGAAAUGACUGUGAAUCAUAUGGAGAAACCUUGGAUUUAAGCAGAAAUAAUCUCUUUUUUGUCAAGCCCAGUGAUUUUGAGGAUCUUUCCUUCCUGAAGUGUCUGAAUCUGUCAGGAAAUAGCAUUAGCCAAACUCUCAAUGGCAGUGAAUUCCAACCUUUAGCAAAACUGAAAUACCUAGAUUUCUCUAACAACAAACUUGAUUUGCUUCACUCAACAGCUUUUCAGGAGUUACAGGAACUAGAAGUCCUAGAUAUUAGUGGGAAUAGUCAUUACUUUCAGUCAGAAGGGAUCACGCACAUGCUCAAUUUCACCAAGAACCUCCAGGUUUUGAAGAAAUUGAUGAUGAAUGGGAAUGAUAUCUCGACCUCCACUAGCACAGAAAUGGAAAGUGAGUCUCUAAAGAUUCUGGAGUUCCGAGGAAACCACUUGGAUGUUUUGUGGAGAGAUGGUGAUAACCGAUAUUUGGGGUUCUUCAGGAAUCUGAUCCAUCUGGAAGUGUUGGAUAUUUCUCAGAAUUCCCUCAGUUUUUUGCCCACUGGAGUUUUUGAGGGUCUGCCUCCAAAUCUAAAGACUCUCUUGUUGUCCAAAAAUCAAAUUAAGUCUUUCAACUGGAAUAAACUCAGCUGUCUUCAGAAUCUAGAAACGCUGGAUCUCAGUCACAACCUCCUGAGCAGAGUUCCUGAAGUAUUAUCCAAUUGUUCCAGAAGUCUCAAGAAACUGAUACUCAGUUAUAACCAAAUCCAUCAGCUGACAAAGAAUUUUCUCCAAGAUGCUUUUCAGCUGAGAUAUCUAGACCUCAGUUCAAACAAACUUCGGGUCAUUCAGAAGUCCAGCUUUCCAGAAAACGUCCUUAACCAACUUGACGUGCUGCUCUUACAUGGCAAUCGUUUUUUUUGUAACUGUGAUGCUGUGUGGUUGGUGUGGUGGAUUAACCAAACUGAGGUAACUAUUCCUUAUCUGGCCACUGAAGUAACCUGUGCAGGACCAGGAGUACACAAAGGCCAGAGCUUGAUUAAGCUCAAUUUAUAUACCUGUGAGUUAGAUUUAAUUAAUUCGAUUCUGUACAUGACCUCCAUGUUCAUCAUUCUCUGCCUAAUGGUUAUUCCAGUUGCAAGCCAUCUCUAUUUCUGGGAUAUGUGGUACAGCUAUCACUUCUGUAAAGCCAAAUUAAAGGGGUAUCAACGUCUCAUUUCCCCACAGUUCUGCUAUGAUGCUUUUAUUGUCUAUGACACCAGUGAUCCAAAGGUGGUGGAAUGGGUUUUCAAAGAACUGGUGGAAAACAUUGAAAGCCAAGGAGAUAAACAAUUCAAUUUGUGUCUUGAAGAACGAGACUGGAUACCUGGAAAACCAGUUUUGGAAAACCUGUCCCAUAGUAUACAAUUAAGCAGAAAAACAGUAUUUGUGAUGACAAAUGCCUAUGUCAAGUCAGGGAAUUUUAAGACUGCAUUUUACUUGUCACAUCAAAGACUCAUGGAUGAAAAAGUCGAUGUGAUUAUUCUGAUAUUUCUUGAAAAAGCUUUUCAGAGAUCUAAGUAUCUCCAACUCAGAAAAAGAUUGUGCAAGAGCUCUGUCCUCGAGUGGCCCACCAACCCACAGGCUCAUCCCUAUUUCUGGCAAUGUCUAAAAAAUGCCAUAGCCACAGACAAUGACACAGUCUACAGUAAAGUGUUUAAAGAGACUCUCUAGUUCUUUUCUUCAAAAACCACUUGAUAAAAAAAGUUAUCAGUGUUUCAUAUGGGAUAGGAAGUGAAUGUCCCAUUGCAAAAAAAAAAAAUUGUUCCUGGACAAUAUUGAGGGACCUUCUAAGAAUAUAGACACUGGAUCAGAUAAAUAUAUUAUCUCAGCUACAAGGGAGGUACCAGUGCCCCCAUUUAAAUCCUCCACCUCUAAUCUCUUUUGUUUUCUUUAUGUCUUUUUUUUAAAAAAAAAAACAUUCUCUUCUGUUUUAGUGUCAAUUCUAAGACAGAAGAAGGGCAAGGGCUAGGAAAUUGGGGUUAAGUGACUUGCCCAGGGUCAUAUAGCUAGGCUGUGUUCAAGACCCCAUUUAAAUCUAGUUCUGUGUGAUUUUUAGACAAGUCUCUUCAUUUGCCUGGUUCUAAAUUUCCACAUCUGUAAAUCAAAGUGCUUGGUCUAGAUGGUUUCUCAGUUUCUUUCCAGCAUUAGUUCUAUGAUUAGAUUAAAAAUAUCGUGGAAAGGAGGGAAGAGCAGGAAAUCCAAAGUUCUUUUCCUUUCAAUCAAGUUACAUUGCUGACUUGCAAAAUCCAAAAGAUGCUUGCUCUGUACCCAAUAAGUACUUGAGUUCAUAGAGUUGAAAUUAUACCUAGUAUAUAUAUAUGUGUGUGUAUAUAUAUGUAAUAUUGAGCACUAAAAUUUGCAAAGUGUUUUAUAAAUACUAUCUUCUUGUAGCCUCACAACAACCCUGUGAGGUAGGUAGUAUUAUUAUCUUCAUUUUACAGAUGAGGAAACCGAGGCAAAUAGAGGAUGAGACUUGCCCACAGUCAUAAAGUCAAUCAAUCAAAUUUAUUAAAUAUAUACUACCAGCCAGGCACCGUGCUAUAUACUGGAAGUGAAUGAUGCCAGAUUUGACCUCAAGUCUUUCUGACUAGUUCUAUUAUUCUAACUGUUAUGCCACCUUGGUUGUGUGUAUGUGACACCAAAUUAGGAGAAUUAUGGCAUUUCCAUUUUUUUAAACACUUUCCUUCUGUUUUAGGAUUAUACUACAUGUCAGUUUCCAGACAAAGGAACAGUAAAGUCUACGAAACAGGGUUUGAGUGACUUGCCCAACAAGGAAGCAUCUGAGAUCAGAUUUGAAUCCAGGACCUCCUGUCUCUAGGUUUGGCUCUCAAGCAACCGAGAGGUCCCUAAGAAAUUCAUUUUUUAAAAAGAAGUCAACCAAAAAGCCAUUUAGUUCUGAGUAGCCCCCUUGACCCAAAGGUUUCUUGACCAGUUGAUUCUGCAUUUUGUAGACACACAGUCUAUUUCAUGCAGACUUGUGCCCCAGUCUGUGCCUGGGUGGCUGUUAUUUUCCUGCUUUUCCCCCCUCAUGACCAGAUGCAGAGUAUGAUGGGCAUAUAAUGAGCAAAAGUCUUAUGCUUAAUGGAAGCAAGCUGAGCUAACAUGGAAAAUUUUCUGACAUUGUUCAGCUGUCUCUCAGAGUAAUGGACUUCAUCUUUGAUUAAUCCAUCUGUCAAUUAUUUUAUCUAGACUGCCACAUACUGUACACACAGAAAAAAUUGUUCUCUCCAAAGGCAUAUUACUAAUACUGUUUAGAUAACUAAUGUGGUACAUCUGUGAGGACCAAGGAUUCUGGCAAAUGGAAAUGGACUCUUACAGUCUGGCAGCCUGAGUGGGAAGAGGACAUUGUUGUAGCUAGAAUACCAAGAUGCCCAAGGACACUGAUUUUUAAAAAUCCAGCCUAAAACAAUAGAAAUGUAGUAUCCUUGUUAAUAAGAUAGUGAAGAGAAUGUUGAACUCUGGUUUUCAUUUUUUUACACAUUGUACACUCCUGGACAGGUCCCAUGAUUUGCAUAACGAAGCUUAGUAAGACUGGAAAAACUCUCAGUCUUAAUCAGCCUCUGAUGAGGAAAGAAGACCAGGAUUCUAGUCCCAAGCUCAUUAUGUAUAAUUUAAAAAUAUAUUUGUUUUAUUUCUAAGACAUUAUACGAAUAAACAAAAAUUAGAUUGCAAUGGCCAUCUAAUCCAACCCAACCAACAUUUAUUUAAGUGCCUGUUAUGUACAAGGACAAAAUAAAAAACAAGUCUCUGUCCUCCAGGGGUUUAUAAUCUAUGGCUGAUUGAUCAGUUCCAAUGGUUGUUUUUUGUUUGGUUGGUUUUUUACUACCCUUUUCUUCUGUCUUGGAAUUGAUACCAAGUAUUAGCUCCAAGGAAGAAGAGUGGUAAGGGGCAGGCAAUUGGGGUUAAGUGACUUGCCCAGAGUCACACAAUUAGGUAGUAUUUGAGAUCAGAUUUGAACCCAGGUCCAUUCCAUUUCCAGGAUUAGCUCUCUAUCCAAUGAGCAACCUAACUUCUCUCUGGAUGAUUGUUAAGGAAGAAAACUGAACAAUAUCAUCUGAGAACUAGGGGAAGGCAAUGUAGUAGAGUCGAAUGAAUGUUGGACUUGAAUUCAGGAGAUUUCUGGGUUCACAUUUUGCCCUUUGUACCAGAAUGUUUUGUAACCACAGACAGGUGAUGUGAUUGUUCUGAACCUUCAUUUUUUAUCUGUAAAAUGGAGUCGGCAAUGAAGAGCUGUGUAAUUCUUAUUUAAUUUUUCCCAAGCUGUACUUUUCCUGUAGGGUAAUUUGAAGAUGAAAUAAAAAGAAAUGCAUGUAAUAAAA
Messenger RNA from Monodelphis domestica (gray short-tailed opossum), 6110 nucleotides. RefSeq names its product toll like receptor 7 (gene TLR7). Gene Ontology annotation, molecular function: protein binding; pattern recognition receptor activity. Gene Ontology annotation, cellular component: plasma membrane. The record is from RefSeq and is a predicted model, not a curated record. Lineage: Eukaryota; Metazoa; Chordata; Mammalia; Didelphimorphia; Didelphidae. Gene Ontology annotation, biological process: defense response to virus; toll-like receptor 7 signaling pathway; toll-like receptor signaling pathway.